This is a messenger RNA of Spirometra erinaceieuropaei, 483 nucleotides long. The record is from the annotation of a GenBank genome assembly. NCBI's taxonomy places the organism in Eukaryota, Metazoa, Platyhelminthes, Cestoda, Diphyllobothriidea, Diphyllobothriidae.
AUGAAGACUGGAACAGCCAUAUCUGAGGCCCACAAAAUCACCGCUGCCGAAGUCAAGAGGAAAACUCACAAGUCUCAGGCACCCCUGACCCACAACGCCAACCUCCAACCCUUCCCAACAUGUCGACUCUGUCAACAAACCUUCCCCAUGCGAAACGGCCUCGUUGGACAUCUCUGGACUCAAAACACCAGCCCAGCAAACCCAACCACUGCCUCUUCGACCACCCCUCCUCAAACCUCCAUGGCAUCCACUACGACUACCGUCCUCACCACCAACGCCCACCGUUCCCGCGUUCCGCCGCCGUCGAUCAUCGCAAUCAUCAUAAUCCCUGCCACAACCUCUGCGGCGACGACGGCGACCGCCACAGCUCCCACUCUCACCACCAAACAAAACGCUCCCGACAGUCCACCAACCACCACCCUUACCUUCAUCUCUGUGGAUUCGGUGCUAACUUGUCCUCAUUGUGAUUACACAUUUACCUGA